Ogataea philodendri is the source of this 384-nucleotide messenger RNA. RefSeq lists its product as uncharacterized. Lineage: Eukaryota; Fungi; Ascomycota; Pichiomycetes; Pichiales; Pichiaceae. The record is from RefSeq and is a predicted model, not a curated record. The transcript has a single exon. Bases 1 to 384 code for a protein of 127 amino acids.
AUGCCAUCCGAACAGGAACGAUGCCCAUGCGCAAAGAGUCAUAGAACCGAUAAACCGUUCGAAAGUAGGAUUUAUCAGGAGUGGAACCAGAGAGAGCAACUGGUAGAACAGCGUAAGCAGGAACGUGUGGUUUGGCUUGAUGUUUGGCAGGAUGAAAAAUUCAACGUCACCAACAAGUCCUCUUGUGAGUGUACCAGCGUUGUUGAGUCUCUCAUAAUCUAUUUUGUUGAAUACCAGGGAAAUGAUCCUUGCUGCCCCUGGGACCCUAAGAGUCAGUUGGAUCAGAACUCUGUCAAUCAACGAGUAGACAGCCCAGAUAUUUGGUGCCCAGUACGCAUGGGUCAGACCUCUCGCGAACGGAAACAGCCGUUGGAACACGUUUGA